AUACAUAUAUGUGUGUAUGUAUGUAUAUAUUUUGAUUCCGCUCAUUGUCCUCAGAAACUACAAGCCAGUAACUGGUAGCUCAGCUGGGUAAAUUUUACUCGGUUGACUCAGUCUUGUCCUGCCCGUUCACAGUUAAUGUCUGUGGGUGAUUGUGGUGGGUCUGUUGGUGUCAGUUGAUGUCCAUCAGACAGUGGAUACAGUUUACUCGAGUAUCUACUUAUUAUAAUUAGUAUAAUUAUUUAUCUCCUGGUACUAAAUCACAAUACGUGACAUCAAGCUCUUUAUUAAUAUUUAUAUCCAUUGAUAACCCAGUGUUUAUUGUAAUCGAAACUUUAUGGCUUCAGAAGAUUGCAAUACAAAGAAACAAAAAAUGAGUAACUCAUCCGGAAGGUUGUCAAUAACAUCAUCGUCGAACAACACGAUUGCAACACCAAGUCCAUCAAUAGUACAUCGCGAAAUGGGAUUCUACUGUUUUGAUGUUCUUUAUCGUCAAUUGAAUCAACUUGACCCACCAAAAACACCUAAUUUCAGCAAUGAGCCAUUCCCAAUAUUUGUCACCUGGAUGAUUGGAAGGGACAUGCGUCUACGUGGAUGCAUUGGUACGUUUAAUGCACUGCAAUUGCACUCUGGUCUCCAUGAGUAUGCGGCUACGAGUGCGUUUAAGGACUCGAGAUUUAAUCCAAUAACUCGUGAAGAAUUACCUCGCUUGCAUGUGAGUGUAUCAAUUUUGCUAAACUUUGAAGACGGUUCUGAUUACUUAGAUUGGGAGAUAGGUCUACAUGGAAUUCUUAUUGAAUUUUAUAAUGAGAAGGGAAAUAAACGUACUGCUACUUACUUACCUAGUGUUCCUGUCGAACAAGGUUGGGACCAAAUUCAAACAAUAGAUUCAUUGCUACACAAAGGAGGAUACAGAGGUUCAGUAACACCUGACUUAAGACGUAGCUUAAAAUUAAAACGAUAUCAAUGUGAGAAAAUAACAGUCAGCUACCAAGAUUACAUAACUCACUGGAACAAUAAACGUUGUUAGCAAAAGGCCGAAAAUCGGGUUUCUAUUGCGAACUUUCCACGUUUGCCCAGCAACGGCAAUCGCUUUAACAGCAAAAACAACAUCAAUGUAAAUCGCAAUAGUUUUCAACUUCCCCACUUAAAUUCUUGUAACCACAAUUAUUUAACAGAAUAUCGACAACGUGGACGUGUGACUCAAAACAGUUAUUCACAUCAACAAAUUGUGUCACUAGUACCACCAUCAGUAGCAUUACCAGCGAUGCCGCAACAGUUGUAUCCUUUAUGGAAAUUACCCGGUCCUUAUUCAAUGAAUUUUCAUUACCCAACAAUUCAUUCAUAUAUGUUAAAUAAUACGGAUUAUUUACAGAAGAAAAAUUACACUGGCCGCAAUUACUUUUAAUUACUUUUUUUUUGUUUAUUUUGAAAUGGUGCCUAAUCUUUAUGUACUAACAUACAUUGUUCCGUAUACCUAUUAAUAAUUAAUUAUUAUCAUUAUGCUUAUUAUUAUUAUUAUUUAACAAUUAAUAUAUAUUUAACAAUCAAUAUAUAAAAAAUAUAAUUUUUGUUUCGGAAUCAUAAUUUCUUAAAAAAAAAACAAAUUUAUUUUGUUGAUUUUGAAAACGAGCGGAUAAUUAAAUUACGUAUAAAUAAAUUCAAUGAUUUAUUUAUGAAAUUUUUUUUAAUUAAAAAAAUUAAAUUUAUUUAUUAGUUAGUAAAUUCAAUCGGUUCGAGAAUUUGUUAAUUGACGUUUAAAAUUUUUUUUUCAGUUAAUUAAUUCAUAAUACAAAUUUAUAAUGUCAAGUAUUUAAUUACAUUUAUUAUUAAUCAGCAUGAUUAAAGAUUCAUUAUUAUUAUUUAUCAUUGAUCUUAUGACAUUAAAUAUGCGGUAUAUAUUUUUUUUUUGUUUCACUAAUAAAAACAAUCAAUUGGCAUGAUUUGAUGAUUUAGUUUAGACUAAUGAAUAUUUUUUACGUUAAUUAAAUAAAAUUACAUAAAUUAUGAUUGUGGUAAAUCAACUUGUAUAAAAAAUUUGAAUUAUUAAAUUAUAAAGAUAUUGGUAACAAGUUUAUUAAUUAUAUAAUAAAUUAGAGACAGUAAUGACGAUAAUGAACGUAAAGAUCUCAUUGUGAUUUUAAAUGAGUAUAUAAAAGAUUGAAUCAACACGAAUGAACUUAAAAAUAAUGACGAGAUUUUGUACUCGUUUAAUUCAUAAAUAAAUUGCAUUGAUAACUAUUUAAUAUUUAAAUAUAUAUAUUGGUGCGUAAUUCUUAUAAUUCAAUUACUAUUUUAAAACGUUCAAUUAUAUAGAUCGUCAAGUAAUGUACUAUAAUUAAAUAAUUAUCAUAGUAUAAUAUAUUAACGACACAUUUGAAAUAAUUUAGUAAUUGGCAGAUUAACGAGACUUUUUGUGAUCUUUGAGUAGUUCUUCACUGUAAAAAAAAACGGGGUAAGUCCAGGUGGUGUAGGUGUUAAAAUUAUCGGUGUUAAAUUUCAACCGCCGCCGGUGAAAAUAUUUUUUACCGGUGUUAAAAUAUUUUUUUGUGUUGAAAAUGUUUUACUUUGUUAAUAUUUUUACUUCCUUGAUCAUUACAGUUAAUUAGUAUUUUUAUUAAUUAAUUAAAUUAUUGGUGAUUGAAAUCGUGGGCGUAAAAUUAUGAAAUUUUUAAAUAAAUUACGUAUAACAUAAAUAAGUACAUAGCAAAAUUGAAAUUUCCUCCAGAUAAUAUUCAUUAAAUUUUUUUGUAUCUACUCUCUAAAAAAGAAUCAGUGGAAUUCACUUCGAAUUAGUGAAUAUUCACUGGGAACCAGCUAUAAGUAUCCCACUGGUCGAAUUAGUGGUAUACUUGUAGCUGUAGAAAUAGUGACUAUCCACUGAUUCGCAGUGAAUUUCACUAAUUAAUUUUUAGAGGGUAAUACAUUUUUUUUUUUAUGUGCCUGAAGAUCAGAAUGUUUUUAACGCAACGAAAAAAAAAAUUGGACAGUAAAAUAUCUACUGGAUGACUAGAUUUCCGAAACAUUUUGCAUAUAAAUGCUGGUAUGUUAUCCGGAAAUCUUAGGUCACCCCCAAUUUCCGGAACUGCCCAUAAGCAGUCGAAUUACAUAAAUUUUUUUAAUUUUCGUGGCGCGAAAAACGUUCUGAUCUUCAGGUAAAUUUUUUUUUCUAAUUUCUACAAGUGGAAUUUUUUUUACACCGAUUUACCUCCGGAAUUUUAACACCGCCUACACCGAAAUUGAGUCCAUUUUUAACUUUUUUUACAGUGUAUCUUUUCAUAUAUUUCCUGCUUUGAUUUAUUAACGGCUUUCUGCCCACUCAGUUUUGUUGCUGAAUUUUAUUUCACUGCCACACUAUUACAGUUGAUAUACUAAUUGUUGCUAUUGUUAAUUAUUUAAAAUCAUUAAUCAGUAGAAUACUAUGAAUAGCAAAUACAUUGUGUUUUAUCGUAACUUGUAAUCGUUACUUAUAGUUAAUUUUAUCAAGUGUUGAGAUCUCGAUUUAUGAUUUCAGAUAAGCAAUAAAUUUAAAAUAUCAAUAAAAUAAAAAGAAGCGCCCAAUUAACUGCCAAUAAUGCUUUAUAAAAUUGUUAUUUAAUUUUAAUUAGAGUAAUUGAUUGAAAAUUUUCUGUUCAAUUUGAUUUAAUUUUUUAAAAAAUGUGUCGUAAAUUUAUUAUUAUAAUCGUUAUAUAUUAGAGUAUUAAUCGCUGCCCUUUUUUUUCUAGUUCAAGUAACUUACUAACUUUCUAAGACAAUUAAUUUUUAAAAACUUAAUAAUUAACAAAUUAAUGCGCAGCGAGUAGUUCUCUUUGGUUAAUUAAUAUUUAGUAAAAAUUUUAAAGCAUAAUUUGAAUAUUAAUAUCCACUUUUUGCUUACAUACAUAUUAUUAAUUUAUUAAUUGGCGUAAUUACUCUGUUACAAACAAGUCUACUUAAAUUAAAAUUAUAUAAUUCUCUUCUGAAAAAUAUAAGUAAGUAACUUAAUUAAUACGAAAGACGGGAAGUCUACAGUUUUCGUGGCGCCACCAAAUGAUCGCGAAGUCUUGAAGAACUCGACGAAAGACUUUUUUUCAAAUAGCUGUAACUUUUUCAAAAAUGGACUAAUUUAGACGUUUUUUUUUUUCAAAAUUUUCGUCUUCAGAUGCACUUUCCGGAAAAAAAUUCAAAAAAAUUAAAAUCUAUGAAAUAUUUCAUUUUUUUAAAAACUCGCAUUUUUCUCGAAAUCCAUUUUUCUCAAAAACUAAUCGAGAUAUCGAAAGAUUUUAUUCUCUAAGAAAGUCUUACUUCGUCGAGUUCUACAAGAAUUCAUGGUCAUUUAGCGGCGCCACGGAAACCGUAGAAUCCUCCGAAAGACGAUCCUAGAAAAUGGCUCACGCUCGGGUAUUUAAUGCGAAUAUAUCUUCUAUAAAAUUAUUAUUGCAUAUGAAAAUAUUGAUAACUUAAAUUAUUGACAAUAUUUUUAUACUGAUAAAAAAAUAACAUUUAUAAAGAUAAUAUUUAUCUGAUUAUUUAAUUGUUAUAAAUAAUUUUAUCAGCUGAGAAAAAUUAAAGCUCACUAUCUAGUGAUUUAAUUAAAAUCAGUUUUCUUUUGUGAAGAAAACUUGAUUUAUUAUUCAAAAAUUAUCACAUUUAACUUCUGUAAGGAAUUUUUAGUUUCUGUGUAUAAAAAAUGUCAACUAUGGAGGUACAGUAAUUUUUUUCUUAUGAAAUAAUAAUAUUUUAUGGUAAAUAUAUUAAGAACAUUCUUGGUAUUGAUGGAAUUGUGAAGAAAUUGUUACUUGAUAUUUUAAUUAUUUAAAAUUAUCAUUAUAAUUAAUUAAUUAAAGGUUAAAUUGAACCAGAUAGAAUUGUAAUUUAUAUAAAUGUAUCAGUUAUAAAUACGCUUUUCAAUAAACAAACGAUUAAAAAUUUUAAUAAUUAAAUAAAGUCUUUAAAUAUAUUUGAUCUUAUAUAUUAUAUAUAUAUGAAAUAUAUUAACAAUUUUUUUCUAGAAAAAUAAUUAGUCCAAAAUUACAAUUAAUUAUAACGAAAUAUAUUGUGCCUAUAUGUGAGAUUUCAGUUACAAUUAAAAAAUAAAAUAAAUUGAGUGUAAACAAUUACUGUGUUAAUGGAAAAUAAAUUGAAAAAAUUUCGUACCGAUAUACAAUUUUUUAUUUAAAAAUAAUCUUUACAAAAAUUAAUCUAAGUAUGUAGUUAACUAAAUAAUAAAAACAACUUAUUUCUUCUCGUUCUCCUCACGAGCUUGCUUUGCUAAUUCCAUCAUUUUCAUUCGAAUUGUGACAACUGAUUUAGCUUCCGCGUAAGUUAUGCACCCAGCAAACAUAAAAUUAACAACUGUUAAUAUCAGAAAUUUUUCACGCAUCGGUUUUAUGAAUUUUAGCCAUAAUUUGAAUAUUUCCUGUCCGUUUGCGAAGUGUGGUAGUCUAUAACUACCAACUCUUGCUGCUAU
Molecule: messenger RNA, 5446 nt
Organism: Microplitis mediator
Lineage: Eukaryota; Metazoa; Arthropoda; Insecta; Hymenoptera; Braconidae
Product: AMMECR1-like protein
Exons: 4
Coding region: 335-1027 (230 amino acids)
Source: RefSeq, a predicted model, not a curated record